Megachile rotundata (alfalfa leafcutting bee) is the source of this 3838-nucleotide messenger RNA. RefSeq names its product very long chain fatty acid elongase 7. The record is from RefSeq and is a predicted model, not a curated record. Gene Ontology annotation, molecular function: fatty acid elongase activity. NCBI's taxonomy places the organism in Eukaryota, Metazoa, Arthropoda, Insecta, Hymenoptera, Megachilidae. Gene Ontology annotation, cellular component: endoplasmic reticulum membrane. Gene Ontology annotation, biological process: fatty acid elongation, saturated fatty acid; sphingolipid biosynthetic process; very long-chain fatty acid biosynthetic process.
CAGUAACGUCCGCGAGAUGGCAAGUUAGCGGCAGUGGUUUCCGUGGUCGGCACGGGCGGCCCUCGUUUUCUGUCGUCUUCAUCGCGUCGUUCUCGUCGUCAUCCUCGUCUUUGCCGCGAUCGUUUUUUCCUUUUCCCCUUUUAAGACGAAAAAAAGACUGGUUUAAUUCCCCGUUCGGUUCGACGACGCGUUGACACGAGUACGAAAAGGAGUUCAGAGUCGCUGGAGGAUCCGCUAGGAAACGAGAGCCAGGUGGGAGAUCCGUGACCGCGAGCGAUGCGAAAUAGUGACAGGUUACGAACAAUUUGUUGAAAGUGGGAGAGGAUUAUCGAAGGAAGGAGAAAAAGGAAAAAGAAAAAGAGAAAAAGGAAAGAACGGAAGGAAGAGAGAGAAAAGAAAAAGGAGGGAGAGAAGUAGCGGUAGAAUGAAGCACCGCGUACACGAGGAGUAGGGCGACGGCAAGAAACAACGAGGUGGGCAGACAGGGCAGGCAAAGGUGGGCAGGUAGCGUAAACGGAAAACGGCCGGCGGUUAAAGAGCCACGAAAAAGUAACCGGGAUUCGGGAUACCGUCACCGUCAGUCGAGUGCGACCGCGUGCACGGGAAACUGUCGUCGAGGUUUCAACGUUGUUUCUCCUUCCUCUUUUUUUCCUUUUCGCUCUUUCGCUCCCUCAUUUCCCUCUUUCUCUCUUUUUUUUAUCCAUUCUGUGUUUUUUUCCCCUUUUUUCCUUCGCCUCCUUCCAUCAGGGAUACGCGCUCGCGACGGAGAGGAGGAAGACGCGUCGAUGAACGAAGGCAUAUCUAUCCUAAUUCGCGUUUGCUUGCCUCUAAUAGCAAACAGUGAGCCGAACAGCGUAUUCCGACCAUUUCGCGACACAUCGAGGGAAAAUAACGUAAACGAAGUCCCGUUAAUCGCAGGCGGGCAACGUGCUCGUUUCUUUACAUGUACCGUCGGUCGGUCGGGCGAGAGGAAAACGGGACCGGUGUGAAAAUUUGAAAAGUCAAGUGAGAAGCCGGCAACUGUACGGUGUUCGUGAGCGAAUACGCUGAUAAGACGAGAAGAUAAGAACGGGAACAACGAGGAAAACCAGACUCGAGGCAAGAUGACGAGUAUAGUAGCGAAUCUGGUGCACGGGUACAGGGACCUGAUGGAUAACAAGUCCGAUCCUCGGGUGAAUACUUAUAUCAUGAUGGGCAGUCCAUUUCCGACGAUAGCGAUAUGCCUAUUUUACGCUUAUUUCAGCAAGGUUUUGGGACCGAGGCUAAUGGAAAAUAGAAAGCCUUUCAAACUUCGGAAGAUCCUGAUAGGGUACAACUUGUUUCAAACAAUAUUCUCCACAUGGAUCUUCUACGAGUACUUGAUGAGUGGCUGGGCGAAAGGAUACAGCUUCCGGUGCCAACCGGUCGACUAUUCGUACAGCCCGAUAGCGCUACGAAUGGUGAACACAUGUUGGUGGUACUACAUCAGUAAAUUCACCGAGUUGUUCGAUACCCUCUUUUUCAUACUGAGGAAGAAAACUCAACACGUGUCGACGCUGCACGUGAUUCACCAUGGAAUAAUGCCCUUCUCCGUUUGGCUGGGGGCAAAGUUCGCGCCAGGUGGCCACAGCACUUUCUUCGCCCUUCUGAACACUUUUGUUCACAUCAUUAUGUACUUCUACUACAUGGUGGCCGCGAUGGGCCCGGAGUAUCAAAAGUACAUCUGGUGGAAGAAGUACCUGACUACCUUCCAAAUGGUGCAAUUCGUGUUGAUCAUGAGUCACCAGUUCCAGCUGUUCUUCACAGAGUGCGAUUAUCCUCGUACCUUUAUGAUCUGGAUCGGUCUGCACGGCUUGCUAUUCCUAGGACUGUUCUCGGACUUUUACAAAGCGAAGUACGGUGACAGAUCGAAGUCGAAACAGAGUGCGCAAAACGGAUCGUCGACGGGCGUGUGUAUGCCGAUCCUCGAGGACAAGUCGACGCCGCGGCAAAACGGCGUCUCGUCGUACGCGACGAUCUACAACAAGGAAUACAACAGUUGUUACAGCAACGGGACGAACAACGGCUACGUUGCCAACAACAACACGGAGAAGAAACACGCUUAAGACGGUCCCCUCCGUGUGUUUUAUAAUUGUAGAACAACAAUAGCCGGGACAGGACAAACACGCGUAAACAUGUACACACAAAUACACACGAAAUAUUAUUUAAUUGUAUCAUUCAAUCUCGCGUCCUCGACGUUUCUUCAAGGAUCUUGCAACGGCUCCGCGUUCAACGGACCGACCGUUUGUUUGUUUUCUUCUUUAUUCCUCGUCGCGAGGAUGCUACGCGCGCGAGAACAAACGAUGCUAGUUAAGAAUAAUUGCGGAUUCUGUGUUCAUAAUAAAAAACGCGCGCACAGUCGUCGACGAGAGAUCUGCUGAACGCUUUAAAUUAUUUCGCGUUAACACUGUCAACGGGCUGACGAUCACGGUUCUCCCUCUUCUUUAUAUGCUGGAUCAAUCGACAACAGCGAGGACCUACUUAACCCUUUCGUUAUGACUAUACUGUGCGUUGAAAUUGAUCGUAUCAACGCCGCUAGUGUGAUCGAGACAAUAUUUAUGUACCUAACUAGCACUAUUGUAAUCUUCAAGGUUAAAUUGCUCUCUGCGUGUUUCUUGGAUUCAAUUUUAUUAGCGAGGUUUAGGGGAUUUCUUUUCUUAGGUUAUGCGGUGAAAUUUUUCUUUAGCCACUAUAGUGAUCGAGACUGUUAUUUGUUAUGCUAUAAUGGUUGGAACUUUACAGUUAGAUCUUUAAUUAAAUUUAAAUAAUUUGUCAUCGCGUUCGGACUUAUUUAGACCUGUGUCUUCAGAGACUAGUUAAAAGUAGUGAAUUAUGUGUGGAGGUCUCUCCAACUAUUAUAGUGGAUGUUGCAACUGAUCUGUAAUUCGGAGAUUUAUGGGUAUAGCCAGACUUCCCCUUAAAAAUAAAAUAUAGCUUUUCUUCUGUCCCAGAAGAAAACAUCUUCUCUUUCCUAAAUAAAAACUAAAUUAUAAUUGCAUUUAUUAAUGUUUUCAAUACGAUGAAAUUUACGUUGAGUUAAAUUUUGUCUAUGCUGUGAUAACCUGGCUAUUACCCUGCGAGUUUCGUUUGUCUAUAGUGGCUACAUGCAGACACUUGAAAACAGUCAACUGAUAUAUGAAUUUAAUACAAUUGUAAAAAUUGGACAAUGAAUCUUUUUUAUAUUGUAUACUAUUGUACCAUGUGUCGAAUUAAAUUUCAUGGUUGUAUAGAUUCGUUGACGAAUAAUUUUCUGUGUCUAAUUGUUUACUAUAAAUGUGGAGAAACGUUACGCUUAAUCUACCGAUAUUGUGGUCAAAUUAUUUCUGUAGAAAAUUUUUGUGCGUGUGACGAUUAUAAACGUAAGAGAAAAUUUUCCAAAUACAUUUUAGCAGAGUAUGUAGCACUCGAAUAAUUGAUAAACAUUUUUAUAUUAAAUAUGUGAUAUGAAACUCGUACUCGCGCACAUUUGAAAAACAUAGUAAGUUAAUUAAAUUAUUUCUAUUCCUUUUUCCGUGCCAUAAGUGGCAAAAAAUUAAAAUAUGACUGGUUCCAAAAUGGUCGCUGUUAAUUUAUGUAAUUGUUAUAAACAAAUGAACUAUCACUUUGACUUUGAAUCAAAUCGUCUACUGUAAAUUUGAGGAUAAAAUAAAGGUUCCAGUCACCCAUGGUGUCCAAACAAAUAAGCAGAUAAACUCAAUUUGUUAACGUUAAGAGUUUAGACCAAUAAAAAUUCUGCUGACAAAAAGGAAGUAAAAGAGUCUGAACAACAACGUCUAAGAUUAAAGAACGAUGUACGCUACAUAAAUGAUUUACAAAAUUA